Messenger RNA from Lodderomyces pseudojiufengensis, 1503 nucleotides. RefSeq names its product THI4. Bases 1 to 1503 code for a protein of 500 amino acids. Lineage: Eukaryota; Fungi; Ascomycota; Pichiomycetes; Serinales; Debaryomycetaceae. The record is from RefSeq and is a predicted model, not a curated record. The transcript has 2 exons.
AUGGCUCCUCCUACGCUGAUACAAACUGAGCAAUACGACACUUUUGACUUAAACUCACUUAAAAAGAAUGUGAUCAACUUAAGCUCAAAAGCAAACAAUGCUGAUAUAAAAUUUGCCGAUUGGGAUAAUUUUGAUUUCACUCCGAUCAGAGAAUCAACUGUUUCAAGAGCUAUGACUAAAAGAUAUUUUGAAGAUUUAGACAAAUAUGCAGAAUCAGAUAUUGUUAUAAUUGGUGGUGGAUCAAGUGGUUUAUCAGCAGCUUAUAUUAUCGCUAAACAUAGACCAGAUUUGAAAGUUGCAGUUUUAGAAGCUUCUGUUUCACUUGGUGGAGGCUGUAACAUUGGUGGUCUUUUAUGCUCUUCACAAGUAUUAAGAAAACCAGCUCAUGAAUUUUUAGAUGAUAUUGGAGUUCCUUAUGAAGACGAAGGAGAUUAUGUUGUUGUCAAACAUGCUUCUCUUUUCAUUUCCACCUUAUUAUCAAAAGUCUUGCAAUUUCCAAAUGUCAAACUUUUUAAUGCUAUUACUGCUGAAGAUUUAAUUACAAGACGUGAUGAAGAAACUGGUGAAUUAAGAAUUGUUGGUGUAGUUUACAAUUACACAAGUGUUAAUUUAGCUCAUUCAACUCAAAGUUGUAUGGAUCCUAAUACCAUCAAUUGUGAUGUCAUCAUUAGUGCUACUGGACAUGAUGGUCCAAUGAAUGGUGGAUUUGCAGCUCGUAGAUUACAAGAAUUAUUGAAACCAACUAACUUAGUAGGUGAAAAUCAAAAACCUUCAAAAACAUUCAAGAUUGGUGAAAUGAGAGGUUUAGAUAUGAACAGAGCAGAAAAAGCUGUUGUCUUAAAUAGUGUUGAGAUUCAAAAAGGAUUGAUUUGUGUAGGUAUGGAAGUCGCUGAAUUGUACGGAACAAACAGAAUGGGACCAAGCUGUACUAACCAAUCCAAACCAAGACCCAAAAAUACGAAUCCUCGUGGGAUCCCAGAAGCUCCAUUUAUUGAAAAAGUUGAUAACAUAAUUAAAGAUCCAGAAAAUGAGUUUCAAUCUACCAUGUCACAAUUUCAACAAAGAUUACAGCAGUAUAAAUAUAUGGAGCUAUCGAAGCAACAACAAUUGGCCGACUUAAAUCUUAAAAUCCCUGAUAUUGAAAAAAAUUUAGAUGUUAUAAAUCACAUCAAAGAAAGUAAAAAUGAUGAAUCGGAAGAGGAAGAUACAAAAGAGGUGACAUUCAAUUAUGAGUUAAACGACACGUUAUACAACGAAGCGACCGUUGAUGUAAAAAAUCUAUCAUCCGUAUACUUAUGGCUUGGAGCUGAAGUAAUGCUUGAAUACUCCUUGGAUGAAGCAAUCGAAUUAUUGAAUGAAAGAUUAAACAAAAAUAAAGAGCAAAAGAAAAUCGUGGAGGAAGAUUUAGAAUUCUUGAAAGAAAACAUAACUACUAUGGAAGUCAACACAGCUAGAUUAUACAAUUGGGAUGUUGAAAGAAGGAAAAAAGAAAAAGCUAAAUAA